Molecule: messenger RNA, 1980 nt
Organism: Telopea speciosissima
Lineage: Eukaryota; Viridiplantae; Streptophyta; Magnoliopsida; Proteales; Proteaceae
Product: probable galacturonosyltransferase 9
Exons: 3
Coding region: 60-1769 (569 amino acids)
Molecular function (GO): polygalacturonate 4-alpha-galacturonosyltransferase activity
Source: RefSeq, a predicted model, not a curated record
GGACAAACGGACGGAGACAGAGCAUAACUGAUUGGAUCGGUAAAGAACAGAGUGAUAGAAUGGCAGGUGCCAUUCGAGUUGGCCGAUUAAGCACCGGCGGUGGAGGAGCCGGAGUCGGUGCAGGAGGGCUUCGGAGCUUCUUCUCUUACCGGAUCUUCGUCUCUGCUAUGUUCACUCUUCUCUUCCUCGCGACAGUCUCUGUUCUCUUAACCACUAACCCCUCUACCUCCAAUCAAGAUUCAGUUUUGCCGACGAGUUCCGGGCCUCAUGUUCGCGCCUACGUUCACAGGACAUUUCUUGCGCUGAAGUCGGAUCCACUGAAGACAAGGGUUGAUUUGAUCCACAAGCAGGCCAACGAUCACGUCGCCCUUGUCAAUGCUUACGCUGCGUAUGCUCGGAAGCUCAAGCUUGAGAACUCGAAGCAACUCCGGGUUUUUGAAGAUCUGGCACGUAACUUCUCCGAUCUUAUUUCACGCCCUUCUUAUCGUGGUGCCUUGUUCGACACGGACGGAGCGGUCGAGGAAGACGUGCUUCGACAGUUCGAGAAGGAGGUGAAAGACAAGGUCAAACUCGCUCGCCUACUGAUCUCAGAAGCCAAGGAAUCUUUCGAUAAUCAACUCAAGAUCCAGAAGCUCAAAGACACCAUUUUUGCUGUCAAUGAACAGCUCGCGAAGGCAAAGAAACAGGGAGCUUUCUCUAGUCUAAUUGCCGCAAAAUCUAUCCCUAAGAGCUUGCAUUGUCUGGCGAUGAGACUAGUCGAGGAACGCAUUGCACACCCGGAGAAGUAUCGGGAUGGUGGUUUCGUGCCUGAAUUCGAAGAUCCCAGUCUCUACCACUACGCGAUUUUCUCAGAUAACGUGAUUGCUGCUUCGGUUGUGGUGAAUUCUGCUGCGAAGAACGCAGAGGAACCAUGGAAGCAUGUGUUCCAUGUCGUCACCGAUAGGAUGAAUCUUGCAGCGAUGCAGGUAUGGUUCAAGAUGAGACCUGCCGAAGGUGGUGCCCAUGUUGAGGUGAAGGCUGUGGAGGACUACAAAUUCUUGAAUUCAUCUUAUGUGCCGGUUCUCAGGCAGCUUGAGUCUGCGAACUUGCAGAGGUUUUACUUUGAGAAUCGGGCGGAGAAUGCGACUAAAGAUGCAAAUAACUUAAAAUUCAGAAACCCCAAGUACUUGUCUAUGUUGAAUCACCUCAGGUUUUACCUGCCUGAGAUGUACCCGAAGUUGCAUCGGAUCCUGUUUCUGGAUGAUGAUAUUGUGGUGCAGAAGGACCUCACAGGCUUAUGGAAGAUUGAUAUGGAUGGGAAGGUGAAUGGAGCUGUAGAGACUUGCUUUGGGUCCUUCCACCGCUACGCUCAAUACAUGAACUUCUCUCACCCACUUAUCAGGGAGAAGUUUAACCCCAAGGCUUGUGCCUGGGCAUAUGGCAUGAAUUUCUUCGACCUUGAUGCUUGGAGGCAUGAAAAGUGUACUGAGCAGUAUCAUUACUGGCAAAACCUGAACGAGAACCGGACUUUGUGGAAAUUGGGUACCCUUCCUCCGGGCCUUAUCACAUUCUACUCAACAACAAAGCCUUUGGACAAAUCAUGGCAUGUGCUUGGGCUUGGUUACAAUCCAAGUAUUAGUACGGAUGAGAUUAGCAAUGCUGCAGUUAUCCACUUUAAUGGGAACAUGAAACCAUGGCUUGACAUUGCAAUGAAUCAGUUCCGGAACCUCUGGACCAAAUAUGUGGACUAUGAGAUGGAGUUUGUGCAAAUGUGCAAUUUUGGACUCUAGAUCAAUAGCUUCUCUCAUGGGACAGCUAUGAGGUAAUGCAAAAAGAGUUGCAAGUCACGUUCCUGUUCAGGCACUUGGAUUUUUGGUUGGUAGCCCCUUAUCAGUUAGUUAAAGAUUUUUGGAGCGAAGCUCAUUAAUAUUUCUUAGUUUGCCUUGGAUGAAAUACAAUGUUACCGUUCCUUUUUAUUUUUGAAUGUCAUCAAUUAUGAUU